CUCUGUAGAAAAACUUAUAUAACCGGUUAAGUAACUAAUUAACUCUUUUUUUUGCUCUUCAGCAAAGCAUUAGUGUUUCAGACGAGAGAAUUGUGGCUGAGGAGAAAUGGAAGAACUUCCCUAUGCACUGUUAUCCCACAGUGGUGGAUCUCGGGGUUUUCCAAAACAUUAUGAAAGCAUUGUAAAACAGCACUUCAAUAAUGUAUACCUGGAUGAGUUCAACAACAGCAAAGAGCUAUAUGCCCCAAAGGUACAGGCUCUCUUGUCGUGGUGGCACCAGCCUGUAGUCACCAAAGAACUCAUAGAUUCUCUCCCCAAUCUUAAAGUGAUAUCGAGUUCCGGAGCAGGCGUGGAUCACUUGGAUCUGAAGCUGAUUUCAAGUUAUGGUAUAAAAGUCACCAAUACGCCAGGUGUGGGAGAUGAUGCCACUGCAGAUACGGCAAUGGCUCUUAUGCUUGCAUCUGCCAGAAAUAUAGUACAAGGUCACAGGAUUUCAUGUUCACCAGAUACAAAAGAGUUUAAUUUUAACUGUGUGGGUGAUGACAUCACAGAUGCAACACUGGGCAUUAUUGGAAUGGGCAGUAUUGGCUACAGCAUAGCUCUGCGUGCCAAGGCUUUUAGAAUGAAAAUUCUUUACCAUAACAGGAACAGAAGGGCUGUGGAGGAAGAAUUGGCUGUGGGUGCUGAGUACUGCAGUGAUAUGGCGGACUUGCUCCAGAAAAGUGAUUUUGUGAUGGUGGUUGUCAACCUGACUCCAAAAACCCACAGUUUGAUUGGACGGGAGCAGCUUCAGCUGAUGAAGCCCACAGCAACUCUUAUCAACAUUAGCCGAGGCCAAGUCAUAGACCAGGAUGCACUGGUAGAUGCCCUGAAACAUGGAGUUAUUAAGGCUGCAGCUCUAGAUGUCACAUAUCCAGAACCCCUACCAAGAGAUCAUCCUUUGCUGACAGUAAAGAAUCUUACUCUGACGCCACAUAUAGGGAAUGCAACAGAUAAGACAAGAAGGAGAGUUGCUGAAAAGGUUAUACUAAAUGCAGCAGGCAUCCUCAAAGGUCUGCCUGUAACCGACAUAGUUAAUGCUUUGUAAUCAACUUCCCUAAAUAAAAAAUUAUGAAUACUUUCCACUGUUGUGUAAAAUUCAUAAACGGGAACCUGUACUGAGAACGAUGGAGGUUACUACUACUAACUGGACUUUGGAAAAUACUAGUUCUUUGGCUGUCAUACUGAUCCAGCGACUUUGGUACUUUCUAAGCCACAAACCCAGAACAAGUGUGCAGGGAAAAAAAAGCUCAGACUUUACUUAUCUGUUUGCUUGUUUUAGGUCAGUGGCACAGAAAUGAUUCGGUCUCCUGAAGGAGGUAAAUAAUGACAUCUCCAUAUUUCUCUCACUACAAAUUUUCA
Rana temporaria (common frog) is the source of this 1401-nucleotide messenger RNA. Its product is annotated as probable 2-ketogluconate reductase. NCBI's taxonomy places the organism in Eukaryota, Metazoa, Chordata, Amphibia, Anura, Ranidae. Gene Ontology annotation, molecular function: hydroxypyruvate reductase [NAD(P)H] activity; NAD binding; glyoxylate reductase (NADPH) activity. Gene Ontology annotation, cellular component: cytosol. The transcript is spliced from 6 exons. The record is from RefSeq and is a predicted model, not a curated record. Bases 107 to 1087 code for a protein of 326 amino acids.